UCCCGAAGUAGAACCUACCUUAAGACAGGAAAAAGAGCUCUUGGAAGAUGACAAACCAACAGAAGCUGUAGAAGUAUUCCAAGUGAUAGUUGACUAUGGCUUACUAGAAGAACUUGACGUAGAGGAGAGAAAUACAUUAUAUUGGUCUUCCGAAUUUGAAGAUGAUAAAGAAUGGGAUAAAAAAAUGCUUGAAAUAUAUUUUCAACAGAGAAGACAGCAUGAGAAAUUAGUUGAGCAAUUAAAUGUGGAAUUUUACAGUGACACGACUUGGGCCUACCAAGAUGAAUACUUGAAUAUAGAAGGGUAUGAAGUCAAUAGUGAGGAUGCUUCCAUGGAUAUUGAUAAAGAAUACCUUAUCAACUCACCCAAAUAG
Messenger RNA from Ambispora leptoticha, 373 nucleotides. NCBI's taxonomy places the organism in Eukaryota, Fungi, Glomeromycota, Glomeromycetes, Archaeosporales, Ambisporaceae. The record is from the annotation of a GenBank genome assembly.